AAUGCAUAUUGGAAGUAAAUGGGAAUAAUGACAAUUUAUUCGUGCAAGUCCAACGACAUACGACGUCCAAUGACUAACAGUCAUUUUCAUUGCAGAUUUUAAAGAAAAAAUUAGUCUACCGAGGAAAUUUAAUUAAACAAUAAAAUAAUCAAGAAAUAUUUUUAACGCUAUAAGAAAAAACAGUAAAAUAUAACAAUUUAAUAACGAAAUUACAAAAUAAAACAACGAAGUAAAAAGCAGAAAAAAAAACAAAGAAAAAAGAUUAACACCAACAAACGUCAAAAGAAAUCAUAAAAAUUGUAUUGUGAAAAAAAGAAGAAAAAUUUAAACGAUAGAAGAAAAAAACGUUUAGAACAAUCAAUUAUAACAUCAACUAAUAAAUUUAUUAACUAAACAAAUAUUUCCAAUUAAUUUCGACGAAAAAUGGGUAUUUUUUCACAAUCUACUGGUUUUGAUGCUGAUGUGGAAAAAGCCACCAGUGAAACAAACACCAAUGAAAAUUGGACCUUAAUAUUAGAGGUUUGUGAUAAGGUCUCCUUAAAUCCUCGAAAUGCCAAAGAAUGCUUAAAAGCCAUUAUGCGACGCAUGGCCCACAAUGAUCCCCAUGUUGUAAUGCAAGCGAUCACUCUAUUGGAUGCCUGUGUUAGCAAUUGCGGCAAAACGUUUCAUUUGGAAAUUGCCUCACGAGAAUUUCAAACUGAAUUCAUUCGCUUAUUGGGCAAGGUCCAACCCAAAUUACAAUCGAAAAUGUGUCAAGUGUUAAAGCGUUGGGCUGAGGGUGAUUUCAAAAGUGAUCCUGAGCUUAAUUUAAUACCUUCAUUGUAUGCAAAAUUGCGCCAGGAGAAUUAUGACUUUAGUAACUUUAAUGAAAAACCUGCAAAAACUGCAGCGAAAUUAGCGGCAGCCAAGGAUCCUAAUGUUGUAAGCAGUCAGCAGGAAGAGGAUGAUUUGGCUAAGGCUAUAGAAUUAUCUUUGAAGGAAGCGAAAAAUAGUCCAAAACAAGGAACAUCAACAGCUUCUGGUGGAGGAUCUGCUAAUUAUCCUUCUUUGUAUCCUUCGAUGUCAGGGUCAGCAUCUGCUGCACCCUCUGCCGCUGUCGAACCUCGUAAGGUGCGAGCCUUAUACGACUUUGAGGCAGCCGAAGAAAAUGAACUCACCUUUGUGGCUGGUGAAAUUAUUCAUGUCACAGAUGACUCGGAUCCCAAUUGGUGGAAGGGCUACAAUCAGCGCAGUGAAGGCUUAUUUCCCUCCAAUUUUGUAACGGCCGAUUUGUCAGUAGAUCCGGAACGAUUGGAAAUAAAUCAGCAACAUAAGAUGAAAAAGAGCUCUCAAUUCGAAGAGGAUGCCAAAGAAUUGCAACAAAAAACGGAAGCAGCCGCUGCUGCAGCAGCCACACAAAGUAUAGAUAUUGAUGAGCAGAAAAUAGACCGUUUGUUGCAUUUGUUGAAUGAGGCCAAUCCUGAGGAUCCCUCUCAGGAUACAGAAGAAAUGCUGAGAUUAGAACAGGAAGUUCACCAAAUGGGUCCCUUAAUUGAUGCUGAACUAGAAAGGGUUGAUCGUAAACAUGCCCAAUUAUCGCAGCUGUCAAGUGACUUGGUUGAUGCCAUUAAUUUGUAUCACUCCCUCAUGAGAGACGAUCGUAAUGCAUUAGGUUCACCCUACAAUAUGCCUGGUGCAAUGCCAGGCAUGCCAUUACCUGGUGCCGGCUUUCCUGGUCAAUCUAAUAUAAUGUAUGGCACAAAUCCAUCAUUUGCUGGAGCUUUUGGUCCACACAGCCUACCACAUGGUAUGAAUUCGUUACCCUAUUCUCCACCAGCUGGUAAUUUCCCAGCACAACAUCAAAUGUCAAGCAUACCAAUUCAGUACCAAAAUGGUCAUGUUGCUAACCAACAAACUCCUCACCAACCACAUUCGCUGCAAGGACUGCCACCACACUUGAACCAUCAAAUGAUGCCUCAACAACAGCAUCAGCUACAAAAUCAUUCGCCACAACAACCAGGCAUGUAUGGACCACAACAGCACAUGGCUUCAAACAAUUUAAAUACUGGAGGUGACUCUCAGCAGCAGCAGCAGCAGCAGCAGCAACAACAACAGCAUAUACCAAAUCAACAACACCACUUUAAUCAUAUGUUGCCUCCCCAGCAGCAGCAGCAACAACAUUAUAUGCCACAACAAGCACCAACAGUUACCACUACCGAAAUACCAAGAAAUCAUUUAGCAACUCCCACACAACACUCACAUGUUCCCCAACAACAACAGCAACAACAACCACCACCUAAUCAGUUUAUAUCACCACAACAUCAGCAUGUCCAACAGCCACCUUUCAUGAAUAGUCCCUCUAACCAACCCUCCACUAAUCCUCACCUUUAUAAUCAUUCGGUAGGCGAUCAACAACAACAACAGCAACAUACACUAUCAUUUAUGGCUGCUCCACAAAAUGUAGCAAACAAUAUGCCACCUCCCUCUGGAACACUUGAUCAGUUUGGUCAGUUGCAACAGCAAAUGGCCAAUAUGACAAUGACUGGCCAACAACCGUAUCAAACAAAUCUACCACAAAACAUUCCAAUUUACCAACAACAACGGUAAAAUAUUACAACAUCAGAAUCAAACCCCAAAAAGAGGGGAAAAAUAGAAACAAACUAAAAACUAUUCCAUUAAAAACGUUUUUAAUACUUGGUAUUUUAAUUUACUUUGUUCGAUUAUUAUAAUCCUAAGUCCUUUGAAAUGAAAAUUGUAGUUUUUGUUUUAGUUGUUUAUUUGCAUUAUUUGAUGUUGACGUUGUUUGUUUUUUUUUUCAAAUGGAAUUCUUUCUCUUAUAAUCAUUAGUAAUUUAUUUGUCACACCAAACACUUUGUAAACUUUGUUUCCUAACUGUGUAGUUUUGUUUUCGUAUUUAUCUCUUUCGACCCCCUCGUACACCAUCUAUCUACAUAUAUCUACUUAUAUCGUUCUGACUACCACUGUUUUGUAAUCUUAAGUCCCAUUUUUAGUUGUUUGGCUGCAUUGAGAUAAAUAAAUCGGAACAUAAGUGGUAAAUGAAGAUGAUUAAUAAUAAAAACUAAUAAUUUUUAAUCGCAAUCCUUAAAAGAAAAAACUCUAAAAAGAAAACUUAUCAAAUAAUAUUAAAUAAUAAACAAAAAUAAAUAUAUUAUAUUCAUACAAACACAUUAUUUACUAUUAUUCUUAUGGUAUGAUAUAAAAAUGAAAUAUAAAUUAUUAAAAUAAAA
Calliphora vicina (urban bluebottle blowfly) is the source of this 3227-nucleotide messenger RNA. RefSeq names its product signal transducing adaptor molecule (gene Stam). Gene Ontology annotation, cellular component: ESCRT-0 complex. The record is from RefSeq and is a predicted model, not a curated record. Gene Ontology annotation, biological process: protein transport to vacuole involved in ubiquitin-dependent protein catabolic process via the multivesicular body sorting pathway. Gene Ontology annotation, molecular function: phosphatidylinositol binding; ubiquitin binding. Lineage: Eukaryota; Metazoa; Arthropoda; Insecta; Diptera; Calliphoridae. Bases 424 to 2586 code for a protein of 720 amino acids. The transcript is spliced from 4 exons.